CUCAUAGAAAGUUUUAUAUUUAAGAGAUGUCAAAAGAUUAUAUAAAUAUAUAUGUAUAUUAUUUUUCUUUGAGAAUCUGACUAUGGAGCGUUGGUUGAUCUUCAUAGGACUUACAGGAGCGUUGCUGCAAGUUAGUUUUGCCAAACCUUAUUACUACUACUUUGUCAACACAUCACUGACAUGGACAGAUGCUCAAGCUGUCUGCAGACGUAACUACACUGACCUGGCCACUAUAGAAAAUGAAGCAGAUGAUGAAGAUGUAAAAAUGUCAAGCUUAAACUAUACAGGAAAGGCUUGGAUUGGCCUCUAUGAUGAAUUCGUAGACAGCUGGAAAUGGUCUCUAAACGACAGUAGCUUCUACGGGCCAGGGGAAUUAACAUUUAGAGACUGGGACACUGGACAACCAAGUAAUCAUGAAGGAGAUGAAAAGUGUAUUGGAUUAUAUGAACUCACAGGCAAAUGGCAUGACUACACUUGCAGUGACUUAUUUCAUUUUGUAUGCUACAAUGGUACUGUAAAUGAUACAUCAUCCUUUGUUCUGGUCAGAGAACCUAAAAGUUGGACUGACGCUCAGACAUACUGUAGAGAGAACUACAUUGAUCUUGCCAGUGUAAGAAAUAUGACAGAAAAUGAAAAGAUUCAAAGCCUGCCACGCUCAAAAAAUGUCUGGAUUGGUCUUUAUGGUGAAAAGUCCUGGUCUGACGGCAACCCAUCUCUGUUUCGAAACUGGGCUACUGGUCAGCCAAAUGGUUUUGCCAGCAAUCCCCUUCUUUCAGUUGGUGCUACAUGUACAGCUGCAGCAUUUGGGAACCAAGAAGGAUGGUUUGAUGAGGAUUGCACACUGACUAUACCAUUCAUCUGUUACAGACGAGGUCCUGAAAAUGCUAACGGCUUCAGACAAAUAGCAGGGGAUGAGACUAGCAUCACUCUGCAGUGGGACAAGAUAAACAACAACACCAACUUUGUUCUCCUGUUUAAUGGCACAGAAACAUUUAUCAGUGCACCAGAUGGAGAUGGACCACUAACUCACACAGUCUCAUCUCUGACUGCAGGAACUAAAUACACAUUUACUCUCUUCUCUGAGUUUGAGAACCUCAGAAGUAAUGGAGUUAAAACCUCAGCUAUCACUGCUCCUGCAAAUGCUAACGGCCUCAGACAAUCAGCAGAGAAUGAGACUAGCAUCACUCUGCAGUGGGACAAGAUAAACAACGACACCAACUUUGUUCUCCUGUUUAAUGGCACAGAAACAUUUAUCAGUGCACCAGAUGGAGAUGGACCGCUAACUCACAUAGUCUCAUCUCUGACUGCAGGAACUAAAUACACAUUUACUCUCUUCUCUGUGUUUGAGAACCUCAGAAGUAAUGGAGUUCAAAUCUCAGCUGUCACUGCUCCUGCAAAUGCUAAUGGCCUCAGACAAUCAGCAGAGAAUGAGACUAGCAUCACUCUGCAGUGGGAUAAGAUAAACAACAGCACCAACUUUGUUCUCCUGUUUAAUGGCACAGAAACAUUUAUCAGCGCACCAGAUGGAGAUGGACCACUAACUCACACAGUCUCAUCUCUGACUGCAGGAACUAAAUACACAUUUACUCUCUUCUCUGUGUUUGAGAACAUCAGAAGCAGAGAAGUAAGCAUAACUGCGACAACUGCUGGAGCACCAAAACAUAUUAUUGGACUGGAUAUACAAUUAAAUUCUCAGAAAGAACUAUCAGAAUCGGAGAUGGAAGAUGUUGUAGAAGAGUUCUUCAAAAAAUAUGGUGUGCCAAAGUUUUCCCUGAAGAUUCUUAAGGUGAAACCAUAACAACAAAGAAGGAUGAAAGACGGAAUCUUGCAAAAG
Molecule: messenger RNA, 1834 nt
Organism: Cyprinodon variegatus (sheepshead minnow)
Lineage: Eukaryota; Metazoa; Chordata; Actinopteri; Cyprinodontiformes; Cyprinodontidae
Exons: 11
Coding region: 83-1798 (571 amino acids)
Molecular function (GO): protein binding
Source: RefSeq, a predicted model, not a curated record